AUGUCGCUUGGAAUCCUCGACAUGGACCAGGUCAACAUACGGUCCAUCCGUCAUCAAUUAUUUAUACCCAGCAGUUGCGACUGGCCAUCGCCUACAGCCAGUGAUGCCAGUAAUGGAGGUCCGACCCAGUUCCAGCAUGCUGGGAAGAAGGAGGGAAUCCCUAGAGAAGACCAAAUAGGCAAAUGGCAGUGCGCCUCCACUGUUUACAGUAUUUCGCGUGCAGACCAUGGGCACAAUGCAGCGCGGAAAUAUACAGCAAUCUACCCCUCUUGGCCCUCUAGCUACCCACUCAUCCAGACGGUACGCUCCGCAAGUGGGUUGACGAUUAAAAACGGAUCCUAUCUGGUACUUACUGGAAGUGGGAAAAACUGGACGAACAUCAGAUUCCCGAUUCCCACUUGCCGGAACGAGCGAGCAUCAGACAUCACCCUCCCACGCUGUUCUGCUGGAAUCACUGUGGUUCGUCGGACGGAGAUAAUCGCACGUGGUCUUCCAGGACAGCCUACCCGCGGGCUCGUCCCGGGAAACGCCUUCUGCAUAUCAGUAUAUUGGUUUCGAGUUCAGAACCCCAGGGACUCGGGCGAAUAG
Hymenoscyphus albidus is the source of this 588-nucleotide messenger RNA. The record is from the annotation of a GenBank genome assembly. NCBI's taxonomy places the organism in Eukaryota, Fungi, Ascomycota, Leotiomycetes, Helotiales, Helotiaceae.